CGGGUUGCGGCGCCGCCGUGAAGGCGCUUCACCGACAACAUGUCUCAUUUACCGAUGAAACUUUUACGCAGGAAGAUCGAGAAGCGGAACCUCAAAUUGCGACAGCGAAACCUAAAGCUCCAGGGGGCCUCAGCUGUGAGCUUGUCAGAAACUCAAAACGGAGAUGUGUCUGAAGGAACAGUGGGAGGUGGAAAAAUUAAAAGGUCCCUAAAACAGUCUGUGACUGUGGGCUUGUCAGAAACCCAAAAUGGAGACAUCUCUGAAGAAGCAGUAGUAGGUGGAAAAGUUAAAAAAUUCCUGAAACAGUCUACGAAUGCAGGCUGGUCAGAAGCCCAAAAUGGAGACUUACCUAAAGAAACAGUGGAAAAUGUAAAAGUUAAAAAAUCCUCCAAGAAAUCUACCACACUGACCAGUGGGGAAGCAGCAAUGCAGUCUCCCAAUUCAGAAUCAAAAAAGAAGAAGAAGAGGAAAAAGAGAAAAAUAGUGGAUGAUGCUGGGCCUGAUUCCAAAAAAGCAAAAACUGAAGACAAAGGAGACUCUGAAGAUGGUGCCCAGGCUCCUGAAGAAACAGAAAACAGUGUGGAGAAGCCAGACAAUGAGGACGAUGACAGCAUGGUGCCCAGCCUGCCCCUGGGACUGACAGGAGCUUUUGAGGAUACUUUGUUUGAUUCUCUGACUAAUCUUGUCAAUGAGAACACUCUGAAGGCAAUAAAAGAAAUGGGCUUUACAAACAUGACUGAAAUUCAGCAUAAAAGUAUCAGACCCCUUCUGGAAGGCAGGGAUCUUCUAGCAGCUGCAAAAACAGGCAGUGGCAAAACCCCGGCAUUUCUCAUUCCUGCAGUUGAACUCAUUGUUAAGUUAAAGUUCAUGCCCAGGAAUGGAACAGGAGUCCUUAUUCUCUCACCUACUAGGGAACUGGCCAUGCAGACUUUUGGUGUCCUUAAGGAGCUGAUGACACACCAUGUUCACACGUAUGGGUUAAUAAUGGGUGGCAGCAACAGAUCUGCUGAGGCACAGAAGCUUGCCAAUGGGAUCAACGUCAUUGUGGCCACACCAGGCCGUCUCCUGGACCAUAUGCAGAAUACCCCAGGGUUUAUGUAUAAAAACCUACAGUGUCUGGUCAUUGAUGAGGCUGAUCGUAUCUUGGAUGUUGGGUUUGAAGAAGAAUUAAAGCAAAUUAUUAAACUUCUGCCAACCCGCAGACAGACCAUGCUCUUUUCUGCCACACAAACUCGAAAAGUUGAAGACCUGGCAAGGAUUUCUCUGAAAAAGGAGCCCUUGUAUGUUGGUGUUGAUGACGAUAAAGCUCAUGCAACCGUGGACGGUCUUGAGCAGGGAUACGUUGUCUGUCCUUCCGAAAAGAGAUUCCUCCUCCUCUUUACAUUCCUUAAGAAGAACCGGAAGAAGAAACUGAUGGUCUUCUUUUCGUCCUGUAAGUCCGUGAAAUACCACUAUGAGUUGCUGAACUACAUCGAUUUGCCUGUCUUGGCCAUUCAUGGAAGGCAGAAACAAAACAAGCGUACGACCACGUUCUUCCAAUUCUGCAAUGCAGAUUCGGGGAUCUUGUUGUGUACAGACGUGGCAGCUAGAGGGCUGGACAUUCCUGAAGUGGACUGGAUUGUUCAGUAUGACCCUCCGGAUGACCCCAAGGAAUACAUUCAUCGUGUGGGCAGAACAGCCAGAGGCCUGAACGGCGGAGGGCAUGCCUUGCUCAUUUUGCGCCCUGAAGAAGUGGGUUUCGUUCGCUACUUGAAGCAAUCCAAGGUUCCUUUAAGUGAAUUUGAGUUUUCCUGGUCCAAAAUUUCUGACAUUCUGUCUCAGCUUGAAAAACUGAUUGAAAAGAACUACUUCCUUCAUAAGUCAGCCCAGGAAGCGUAUAAGUCAUACAUUCGAGCGUACGAUUCCCAUUCGCUGAAACAGAUCUUUAAUGUUAAUAACUUAAACUUGCCUCAGGUUGCUCUGUCGUUUGGUUUCAAGGUGCCUCCUUUUGUUGAUUUGAACGUGAACAGCAACGACGGCAAACUUAAAAAAAGGGGCGGCGGCGGUGGCUUCGGCUACCAGAAAGCCAGAAAAGUCGAGAAGUCCAAGAUCUUCAAGCACAUAAGCAGGAAACCAUCUGACGGCAGGCAGUUCUCUCACUGA
Molecule: messenger RNA, 2142 nt
Organism: Eubalaena glacialis (North Atlantic right whale)
Lineage: Eukaryota; Metazoa; Chordata; Mammalia; Artiodactyla; Balaenidae
Product: ATP-dependent RNA helicase DDX18-like
Exons: 1
Coding region: 40-2142 (700 amino acids)
Biological process (GO): maturation of LSU-rRNA from tricistronic rRNA transcript (SSU-rRNA, 5.8S rRNA, LSU-rRNA)
Cellular component (GO): nucleolus
Molecular function (GO): RNA helicase activity; nucleic acid binding; ATP binding
Source: RefSeq, a predicted model, not a curated record